Molecule: messenger RNA, 2263 nt
Organism: Podospora pseudopauciseta
Lineage: Eukaryota; Fungi; Ascomycota; Sordariomycetes; Sordariales; Podosporaceae
Exons: 3
Coding region: 961-2166 (401 amino acids)
Source: RefSeq, a predicted model, not a curated record
GUUUGAGCAGGGUGGCAGGGCAGGUUCAAAGAACUACUGUUUACUACGUGCGGUUCCUGCAAUCCAAAGCCACGGCAUGUAAUUACCCCUCUGUCCAUGUCUCACCUUCCCCACCACCAAGUCACCUCAUUCCGUCAUGACUGCGCCUACCCAUGAAUCCUCCACGGUUGCUUGCCGUCGUCGGCAAGAGUUCAAGCGCGCUUGCCUUGGCUCCAGUCUUUCAGAAUCUAGGUCAUUCAGCUCUGCCGGAAAACAUGCCUUUGACCUCUCAUUCGCCGAACUCAACUGAUGCAAAUCUAUUUCCCGGUCAGCUGGGAACUUCCAAUGCCGCUGGCUCCUUCCGGUAUCUGGCCGGCCCGGAGGCCAGCUGGAUAGCUGGAUGAUGUAUCACGACAUACCCCGGGAAAGGGUCGCUAAAACUACACAAUGCACAUCGCCAUGGUUGAAUCUCUCCCAUUGUCCGAAUCAGCAUCGAGAACUUGAUCAAGGAGAAAACAGCAUCCUUUAUUAGCAGCGAACAACCACCAAUCAGACAGUUGUCGUCAUUGACUUGCUAUCAACCCGCUCUCUCACAAAUCCGGCGAACUCGCCUCACCGCAAUAUUUGCACAUCUAAAAUGAAACAAUUGCAUCAUCCACCCCCCAGUGGCUCAAUGGACCAUGUAAGCAUUCGGACGAGGCAGCCAGGGACCCUUCCUGCCGUGACCUCGUACCUGCGUGCAUGAGGAAGAUCGUUUCCAUUACUCGGCCAGAGCGACACUUUACGCGUGGUUGAUCAUAGGGGUCCACUGGCACCCUGGCGCGAGUGGCAGGCACCCUCCUGAAGCUGGGAGACGACACCAGAAGGGUGGACUUUUAUAUACGGCCAAGGUGGUCACACAACUGCCCGCUACUGCCUUGAACCCCUACACCAUCUUCUCCUUAAUAGCCUGCAAGCUCAACAGAAGCAACCACCACAGCAAUGGCUACUUCAGUCACAUCCACCAUGACCCGUCCCCUGGACAAACACACUCUAAGACACUCGCACGACCUUCCACUUCCCAAAGGCCCCGAAGUUCUCGAUAUUCGCUCCUCUCAGGAAUCACUGCUACAUAACUUGGACUCCAAGAUUCUUGAAGGCCUCAACCAACCACAAGGGUCCAAGUCCUUUCCUUCCCUGCUUUUGUGGGGAGAGAAGGGUCAAGUCUUCUACGACGAUGUUCUGGAAGCUCCGGAGUAUUACCCAUACCGAGUAGAAGAUGAACUUUUGCAGCAACGGGUCGACGACAUUGCCAGAACAGUGGCUUCCACAGGUACCGACAUGCUCAUCGAGCUGGGAGCAGGCAACAUGACCAAGACAGCUCAAUUUCUAUCAGCUAUCGACAAUUACAUCAGCUCUCCACUCGUUUACUACGCCCUCGACGUAGACCAGGCCUUGUUGGAACGGUCUAUUGUUGCCUUGAAAAGGCGUGUCACGUUUCGGCAUAUCGAAGUCCGCGCUCUCUUCGGGACUUAUGACGACGGAGCAAACUGGCUCGCCAGUCCCGAGAUUGCCGCCUAUCGGAGGACACUCAUGUUUCUCGGAAGCAGCAUCGGGAAUGACGAGCAGGAUGCUGCUGUCAGGUUCCUGAGCUCAUUUACCCAAGCUCCUGAGACAGGUGUUCCCCAGAAUGUGGCGGGCUUUCUACUGGCGGUUGAUGGAUGCCAAGAUGCGGCAAAAAUUGAGGCUGCUUACGAUGUGCCAGGCGGGUAUUCCCGCCGGUGGGUGAAACAAGCGCUGGAGUAUGCACGGGAGCUAUUGGGGGAGGGCAUCGAUAGGGCUGAGGUUGACCGUAUUUUUGAUGACAACAAUUGGAAGUUUGAGGGAAGAUGGUUACCUGAGCGGCAACGAUACCAGACAUAUCUCACCACGACGUGCUCUCUCACGGCAACAAUUAGGGGACAAACCAUCACCAUGGAGGAAGGGGAGAGAUUACCAAUCAUCAGCAGUGGCAAGUGGACAAGGGAGACGGUGGACGGGGUAUCUCUGAAGGCCGGUCUCAGCAUCGAGAAGUCUUGGAAGAAUCCUGAGUUUGAUUACAACAUUUAUUGGCUGCAGCCAAGCCUCAAGAGGGUGGACAGUGGCAUUGUCAUCAUUGAUGAGCUCGAAGCGGAGGGACAUGAUCAGGUGCAUCACCGCAACGAGUGAAGGGAAAUCGAAGGAUCUCUCUGCACAGCUGGCUGUGUUAUCUUGCACAAUUUGAUAGACCAUAAUGUACCAAUUGCAUGACGUCUCCAACAUUGAU